Molecule: messenger RNA, 882 nt
Organism: Spirometra erinaceieuropaei
Lineage: Eukaryota; Metazoa; Platyhelminthes; Cestoda; Diphyllobothriidea; Diphyllobothriidae
Source: the annotation of a GenBank genome assembly
AUGAUCCGAGUCCUCCUCCAAGAUUGCCACGCGAGACUGCGCAAGUACCGUCAAAAGAUUGACCAAGAAAAGACCAGAUGCUGUGAGUUCAUGGGUGAGAUCGGUACAAAUCUGCUCCUGCAGAGGGUGACGGAACAAGCCCGCGAACAGAGAAUGAUACGCGACGCAGUACUGGAGAACAAAUUCCGAAUCUUGCCCAAUCCAAUGUCGCUCCGAAACGACAAACUGUUGCAUAACCUGUCGUCAAAGGAGCUGACGAAGGAUCAGAUGCAGGUUUUACGGCACGAAUCUUCAUUUAACACGGCUGACGCCAAACCUGCUAACAUGAUUGCAGCAGUGAAAUCAAUCCUUUGUCACACACAGACAACGGAGGAGAAUAAGAGCCUCAUCCGACACGAAGUGUCGUCUCUCUUGAUGGCCCACAGGCCGCGGGGAGUGCUUUCCGAGUUCGAACGUAAUGCUCUUAGAGAACUGAAGCCCGACAAAGACCUGGUCAUCGUGCCAGCGGAUAAGGGGCGCUUCACGGUUGUACUGGACAGGACAGACUACCUUCAAAAAACCAAAGGUUUACUGGAGGACCGACAGUUCUAUGUCCCAUGUGCAACGAACCCUUUAAAAGCGCUGACACGCGAAAUUAAUGCCACAUUGUCAUCCUUGGAGAACUCAGUUGCAAUCACACCGACCGACAGGUGCAUGGCCAGACCCCAAGAUACGGCUUUGGCCCGAUUCUAUGGCCUCCCUAGGGUGCACAAAGACCGCGCUCAUCUCCGACCCAUCGAGUCGCUCAAAGGGACUCCAACGUACACACUGGCUAAGUGGCUGUUCCGGCGUCUUAAGUCCCUGACUGCUGAGUCAGACACCACGGUCUCUUCGUCAGCAUAA